AGCCGUAAUGCUGCACACUCAUGCACACAUGCCUCUCCAUAUGGCACAUGUGUGUAGACGUCAGCAGUAAAAAUAAUAAAAAAGUAAGGGAAAAAAACAUUGCCAGUUAAGCGCCCCCGCUUGCCCCUCAGCGCUCGUUUAGUGCGGUUCGCUCGGUUCGUGACUCACCUGAGCGUAACGUAAGCCCAGCUUAUUGUUCGACUACGACAAGCGCAGCCACAAUCGAUAUACCCUCAACAGGAGGGUAUUAUCAGUUUUUGAUCGCGUUUGUGGCACGAUCCUGGGGUUGCACUUUAAAAGCAAUUAGGUAUGGGUUCUUUUUUUAUAGUUUUAAGAGUAUGUCUAUGUGCCCUAGCCAAUUUAUCUAAUUACUUGCAAAAAGUACAUUUUAAGGGUACUGAGUCGAGCGAUCUUACUUAUAGGGUAACUAAGUCUUCGAUCUGCCAAACCAAUGACCAUCUUUCAUGUUUUGUUUUUGGCACAGCACACGCUUUUAGUGCAGGGUCUCUCCCACUCGCUCGUCCUCUCAUUUACUCGCUCAGCUGCAGGCUGCAAGCAGCUGUUUUCGAUUCUGCGAGAGCCGAGCUUUACGCUCUUUCGUAUUUCUUUUCAAUUUUUAAGUUCGACUUGAGAGCGAAUUUGUACUCAUGUGUGAGCUACGCUCGUUUGCAUACAAAUUUACACCUCUUUACGACUGUUUGUCGAUUUAUGUGUGUGCGUAUUUUAUUUUUUUUUCUUUUCGGAUCUGUUUUGCAAUUACCCAAUUUGACAAUGGAGUCAAGUGGGAAAAAUACACACACACAGCGGUAACAUUCAAGCGUUCCCACUUUGGGAAACUUUUCGAAACUCUUUGGGUUAAAAAAAAAAAAAUCUGAAUCGACUUCAUUUUCGUUCGCUUUAAAAUGCAAAUAAUGAAGGUAAUUGAGCGGUUUACUUUCUAUAGUAGCUGCUGCACUUUAACUGUGGGUUAUACGCUGGGUUAUAUGGCGGGUUAUGUACGGUGGGUUAUAUAAUGACAAUUAGACCCACUGUGACAGCACACGUCAACGCUUAUGAAUAUGUAAGCAAGAGAGCUAGAGCUGCAGGUAAAUGCACAGGUGUGCAAGGGGCUAAAAUUCAUAUAAAGAUAAAUAGUAAAUGUACAUACAUUGUUUUUUAGUGGCUAGCUAUAUUUUUUGUUUAUUAUUGUGUCUUUACUGUACUUUAUAUUAGUUGAAAAAAACUGUAAACUUGGUAUAUGAAGUUAAAUUACUAUGAAUUAAUAUACUAAAAAAUAUACUAUCUAGGAGUUCUGUAAGGGAUUAAUGAAACAAACAAAAUACUGAAAUAUUGUAAUUUUUUGUUUUAUAUAUUAUAAAGCAAUCUGUUAUUAAAAAAUACUGUAAAAAAGUUUAUUAUAGUUUUAGGUUAACAGAUCAAGUUUUCUUUGAUUUUUGAACUCUAAAAAAGAUCAAAUAGAAAAUACUAGCUUAGUACUUCCUAUGAACAAAAAAUAAUAACAGCCUAAGCCAGGUGAUUAAAUAUUUUUGGUUUUCAGGAUCAAAUUUAAAAGUAUGUUAUUUUUAGAUUUUGAUCUUUGAAACAGAUCAAGUGGAAAAUGACAGCUUACUAGGCAGCUUGGUACCAAAAAUAACAACAAUAUUAGCCAGUGUUUUUUGAGUGGCCCACAAACUUGGCCAAUAGGCAAUAACAAAUACCAAUGCACUUACAGCGCUCUUCUCUCACUUAUACACUUAAACUUACUCACACACUCUCUCUCUGGCUCUCUGUUUUUUUUUUCUACAUCUCGCAACUGUUUUUAGUGGGCUCAGGUCUCAGUUUCUUUCAAAGCUUCGUGGAGGCAGCACACACGUCGCUCUGCUCGCGAUAUUUGUUGUUUUGUUCGCUGGCUACACCUUUCGCUGUCGCAGUCGCAGUCGCAGUAGCCACUUGCAGCGCUGUCCGCGUGUCUCUUGGACCGAUCGUGUGUGUUUCAAUAUAUAUAUAUAUAUAUCUUACCAAUAUAUAUUGUUUAAUUAACGCUUUUUUGGUUAACCAAAAAAUCAACGAAAAAAUAUUUCGAAAUUGAAUUUUUCAUGAAUUCAAUGCAAAUUAAAAAAGUGUGUUUGCUCUGAAUUGUGACAGAAAUAGAAAAAUCUAAACAAAAAGAAUGUAGACACUCGAUAAAUGGAAUUCCACAAAACUAAACCAAAGAUAAAAUGGCAAAGAAUGAUGCGAAGCUGCUCGUAAAUAAAUCAAUAAACCAACAAUCAAAUCAAACGAAAUCAAAACGACAAGAAAACAAAUCAAUUUGCAAAUGAAUAAACGAAAGUAAUCAAAAAAAAAAAUAAAAAAAUAAAGAAAGAAAGGCUAACACAAAAGAGGAAAUACAAUUGCAUGACGACGUUGAAGGCGAAAGUAAAAGCCGUUGCCCUUUUUCGCCCCCUACAUUGACCACAAUGUCCAGGUGUGACAACCAUAAAUCCCGCCGCCAACAGCUGCCUGUGCCGGCACCCCUCUCCACCUCCUCCUCCACCACCACCAACUCAUCCCGCUCGCAAGGACACCACAACCACCAUCACAUCCAUUCUAGUAAUUCGGAUCUGGGUGGCAGUGAGUCCUUCCUGCAAUAUUGCAGUGACAGCGAAAAGCGGCCACCGCCCAUUGUGGUUGUGGUGGGCGAUGGUCGGAGCCGGGUGCGGCGGGUGGUGCGCACUGCCACACGGCAUGUCACGGUGGUCAGUCUGUCCACCAGGCACAAGGAGACACAGACCCAUACCUCGCACCAUGUGACGGCUGUCAGCUUUCCCCAAAAAAGCCUAGAACGUAGCGGUUCCACACAGUAUGAACUGGCUGGUGGGCAACAGCCAGGAUCUGGCAAUGCCACAGAUGGUGGCAGUGUUGGCGGCUAUGUUUACCUGCAGAAUCACUAUGCACCCGGCGCUCAUAGCUCCUCGGCCGCCAUCAACUAUCCUGCCCAACAGCAUCCCCAGAUGGUCUACCAAAUCCAACAGUAUCCCACGUGCCAUCAGCAGCAGCAACAACAGCACCUCCAGCAACAUCAGCAACAGCAGCAUUUGCAUCAGACCGGAGCAGGUCACUAUAUGCAGGUCACGGCAACGGGUGGUGGUGGUGGUCCAUAUCAUCAUCAUCAUAUGCUUCAUGGCCAUGGACAUCAUGCCCAUCAUCAUGGUCAUGGCGGUGCCGUGGUCAUAGCUGGCAGUGGUGUUGGAACUGGCCUGGGCUCAGGAGCCACCAGUGUGAUCAUGCAACAUCAGCAACAACAGCAGCAGCAACAGAAUAUGCACAAGAAGAACUCCAUCCGGAAUGGCGGGGAUGUCCUCAAGCGAACGCGAGCUCAGUCAGCCUACGAACUCUCACAAGAUCUGUUGGAGAAGCAGAUCGAGCUGCUGGAGCGCAAGUACGGCGGAGUUCGAGCCCGUAACGCAGCGGUCACUAUACAGCGCGCCUUUCGUCAUUACAUGAUGGUCAAGAAGUUCGCCUCGAUCACAGCCAUGGCCAAGGCUGAGAAACGUCUUAGCCGGCGUAUGGUCGUAACAGCCAGUAGUCUUGGUUUGGCCGAAGAGGGUGCCUCCACAUCGUCAGCCUAUGGCAGUGCCAACGAAUCUCAGCUUACCGAGCAGCAGCAACAGCAACAACAACAAUUGGCGGCAGCACAACAGCAGCAGCAGCAACAACAGCAGCCACGUGUCACUAUUAUGGCUGGUCCAGCGGGAGCAGCUUCUCCGGGCUUAUCACGGACUCCUCCCACGCGUUCGCUUUCCAUGCGGGAGCGACGUCAGCUGGACUGCAGUCCCAUACCGCGUAGUCAGUCAGGAGCUUCACCCGCCUCCAUAUCCAGCUCGACCGUCAGCACCUCUGCUCUGGCCUCUCAUCCGCAUGUAAAUCUUCUGCACGCGGCCGAGCCGCAUUACUACAAUGCCCAGGCACUGCCCACGGCGGCUGCUUACUACACUAGUUACCAUGGAUCACCGCAUGACUUGAGCUAUGCCAGUUCGGCGGACACCUCGCUAAAUGCCUCGUGGGUUAACACCAGCGGCCACUCCCCGCACACGCCCUACUAUUCGGCUGCCCAGAUCUAUAUGAGACCCAAGGGCGGCAGUACUACACCCACACCAAGUUGCAGUGGCAGCACAGGUAGCGGUAGCGGUGGCAGCGGCAGUGGCAGCAGCAAGAAGGUUCCACCAGAAGUGCCCAAACGCACUAGCUCCAUAACAGCCCAACAGCAGACACAGCUUUUGCUGUUGCAACGUCAAACGCCACCACCUCCAUCGCUGCUGAGGACCAAUGGUCUGUGCAAGACCGCCGAGAACGGCAGUCUGACCUCCGUGCAGAGUUCCGGAUCGGAUUCGAGUGUGACCUCAGCGGAACGUAACCUCAACAGUGAUUUGGGUUCAGAUCGCAGCAACUCCCCACAUACAUGGAAACGUGGAACAGCCCUUAAUAGCUCCCAACAGUUCUCCACACACUCGGCGGAUUCAGCGGGUGCCGUGUCAGGCGGUGGUGUGGCAGGAGGAGCCGGCGGGUAUGCCGCUCAGAUGCAAGCUGCCGUUGCGGCAGCCACAGCAGCAGGAGGAUUACCACCAGCCGAUGACCAUGCCAUCUCCUCGCAUACGAGUGCCGCUCAGUACGAACAACACGAGCAGCAGCAACAUGAACAGCAGCAAUUGCAGGCGGCAGCUGCUGCCGCUGGAGUGGCACAGAACUACAAGAUGUCCGAAACGAUACGCAAGAGGCAAUAUCGCGUUGGUCUAAAUCUGUUCAACAAGAAGCCAGAGAAGGGUAUCACCUAUCUGAUCAGGCGAGGUUUCCUUGAGAAUACACCACAGGGCGUUGCCCGUUUCCUCAUCACCCGUAAGGGUUUGUCCCGGCAAAUGAUCGGCGAGUAUUUGGGCAAUCUGCAGAAUCAGUUCAACAUGGCUGUGCUGAGUUGUUUUGCAUUGGAGUUGGAUUUGUCAGGACGUCAGGUGGAUGUGGCUCUGCGAAAGUUCCAGGCUUACUUCCGAAUGCCUGGUGAGGCACAAAAGAUUGAGCGCCUGAUGGAGAUCUUCUCGCAGCGUUACUGUGAAUGCAAUGCGGACAUCGUGGGGCGACUGAGAUCAUCUGAUACGAUCUUUGUCCUGGCCUUUGCCAUCAUCAUGCUGAACACGGAUCUGCACACGCCCAAUCUGAAGCCAGAGCGUCGCAUGCGCGUUGAGGACUUCAUCAAGAAUCUGCGCGGCAUCGACGAUUGUCAUGACAUCGACAAGGACAUGUUGAUGGGCAUUUAUGAUCGCGUCAAGUCCGAUGAAUUCAAACCUGGCAGCGACCAUGUCACUCAGGUGAUGAAGGUCCAAGCCACUAUUGUGGGAAAGAAACCAAAUCUAGCAUUGCCUCAUCGACGGCUUGUCUGCUAUUGCCGGCUGUACGAGAUCCCCGAUGUGAACAAGAAGGAGCGACCUGGUGUGCAUCAGCGCGAGGUGUUCCUGUUCAACGAUCUGCUGGUCAUUACCAAAAUCUUUAGCAAAAAGAAGACCUCCGUGACGUACACAUUCCGCAACAGUUUCCCGCUGUGCGGCACCGUUGUCACCCUGCUGGACAUGCCCAACUAUCCGUUCUGCAUUCAGCUCUCCCAGAAGGUGGAUGGCAAGAUCUUGAUCACCUUCAAUGCCCGCAACGAACACGAUCGCUGCAAGUUUGCCGAGGAUCUCAAGGAGUCCAUUAGCGAGAUGGACGAGAUGGAAUCGUUGCGCAUUGAGGCCGAGUUGGAGCGUCAGAAGUCGGCGCGGAAUCGAGCACCAGCCAAUGCUGAAAAUCGUGAUAGCGGCGUUGCCGAUGUAGAGGUCUGCCCAUGUCCUUAUCAACCGGGAUCCCAGGCAGCCGGCGAGCAGGCUCCAAACUCCGCUGAUUCCUCGCAACAGCUGAAGCGCAGUGCGCUCAGCAACAGCCUUCUCGAUAUGCACGAGCAAUUUGGCAAUGAGAAACCCCAGCGACGAGGCAGCGUUGGCUCCUUGGACAGCGGCAUGAGCAUUUCGUUCCAAUCCACCACCACAUCCAGCGCCUCGAGGGAAAAUGCCGCUGCUAUUGCGGCCGCAGCUAAUGCAGCGGCGGCAGCCAAGAUGCGAUUUAACAUGCCGCCAACGGCGUCCAUUGCCACACCUAGCAAUGUGUAUGCGGCACCGGGAAUGCAGGCCUAUACCCAUGCUAACUUUGUGCAACAGUCACAGGCCGCGUAUAUGUUGCAGCAGCAGCAAAUGCUACAGCAGCAGGCACAAAUGCAAGCUCAGGCACAGGCACAGGCUCAGGCCCAGGCUCAAGCUCAGGCACAGGCGCAGGCGCAGGCGCAGCCACUAACUGGCCGAAUACCGGGACGCGAGCGGAAGCAGUCGCGAACGGAUGAGAACGGACGGUCGACGGAGGUCUAAGUCAUCUUUAUUGUACAUUUUAGUUAUUGAGCAAAGCGAUAAUUAUUAAAUCUAUAUUAGCAUAUAUAGAA
This is a messenger RNA of Drosophila eugracilis, 6475 nucleotides long. It is a transcript of the gene siz, whose product is annotated as IQ motif and SEC7 domain-containing protein 1. Gene Ontology annotation, molecular function: protein binding; guanyl-nucleotide exchange factor activity. The transcript is spliced from 7 exons. Gene Ontology annotation, biological process: actin cytoskeleton organization; regulation of ARF protein signal transduction. Bases 2439 to 6404 code for a protein of 1321 amino acids. Lineage: Eukaryota; Metazoa; Arthropoda; Insecta; Diptera; Drosophilidae. The record is from RefSeq and is a predicted model, not a curated record.